Molecule: messenger RNA, 1192 nt
Organism: Silurus meridionalis
Lineage: Eukaryota; Metazoa; Chordata; Actinopteri; Siluriformes; Siluridae
Gene: ppp1r3da
Product: protein phosphatase 1, regulatory subunit 3Da
Exons: 1
Coding region: 1-912 (303 amino acids)
Biological process (GO): regulation of glycogen biosynthetic process
Cellular component (GO): protein phosphatase type 1 complex
Molecular function (GO): protein phosphatase 1 binding; glycogen binding
Source: RefSeq, a predicted model, not a curated record
AUGGCUUGUUCUACCACACACAGCCAGGAAAAUACAUCCUCAGGAGACUCGGAUGAUGAGCUAUUUUUUGUUGGGGUGUCAUGUAUCUCAAAGCAAGCUUGUAUGAACCUUAGAGACAAAACAUGUUCGAAAGCCAAAGGAGAGAGGAAGCCUGUGAAAAUCCGCCCACCUAGUCCUUUUUUACCACAGCCGAGAGCAACAGGCCGCAGUUUCUCCUGUGAACCUCCGCCCAAGCCAAUCAUCCAGAGACGCGCCCAGUCCCUACCCUCACCUUCAGAAAGGCGGAGGCUCAGUCGUAGAAUUGGGGUCCGGUUUGUGGACUCGCUGGGAAUGGAUCUAGAAAAUGUUAAGGUGUUCCGAAGUGGAGAAGAUCCCUUUAUACCGGAACAUGUUUUGUUUCGACUUUUGAUGAAUUCAGAACUAGCAGCCAACAAGAGCUUGGAGAUUUCUCUACCCUAUUUGAAACCAGUUUUUCCCAAGCAACCUGGUGAUUGUUCCACCUUUGUGAAAUGUUUGUGCAACCAGCAAGUGUGCUUGGAACGUGUUUUAUGCUAUGAGCCGGGCAUCAUCGGGAUUGUCCAAGUGGUCAACCUGGCCUUUGAGAAAGAGGUUAUCGUUCGUUACUCUUUCACAAACUGGAAAAGCUGUGCAGAGACCAAGGCUUACUGGAUUGCCAAUAAAUACUUGGAAGGCCUUCCCAGUGGAUGUAGCUCUGACAGUUUUCGGUUCCAUCUUCCAGUUCCACCAUUCAUCCUACACCCUGGAGCAGUGCUAGAGUUUGCAAUCUGUUAUAAAGUGCAGGGAACCCAGUUUUGGGAUAACAAUGAGGGGCAAAAUUACAAGCUCGUCUGCCAGAGCUACAAAAUCCCUGUGCCAAAAGAAUGUGAAGAUAGCAUGAUACAUUUUGUCUGAACAGAAUUUUUCAAGUUACAAUGUUGUCAUUAUAACACAUCUCUAAUAUUAGGGCUGUCAAUGGUUUUAAAUAUUUAAUCGCAACUCGAUCACACUUUUUUAUUUGUCCUAAAUGUACUCUAAAUUAAAUGUUUCGACACAGGCGGUUUUAAUUGUCGGAUGUGUGCAUCAUGGCGGAUUUUGGUGCUUGAUCUGAGACUUGUCACAUCAGUAAAACAAAUGUUUAAUUAAGUUAUAAAAGAAAUAUUUAGUGGAGUUUUUUUAUCUGAGUAAAGAAAGG